GCUGCAUGUGGACCUCGUGUUAAGAGUAGUGACCGACCCUUGUGUUUGUAAUUGUUCUUAAUUCGUUUGAAUCAACAGGUAGUAUAACUUGCAUCUUAUUGAUGUGGGCACAAGUAUCACGAACAUGCCCUUGGCAUACAGAUACUUGCCUCAAUAAAAAUUCUCUUUUUAACAGUUCCAAUAUCCCUAUGAAAGAUUGGAUACCUCAAUCAGGUCGCUUUUUGCAGGAAUGGAAUCUAAAGACGAAUUGAAUUUAAUACUUCGUGGUCUUUUAAUAUCAAAUCCAAAAGUAACAAAGGCCAGUAUAUUACAAGCAGAAUUUUUAGAAAUUGAAGGAAAACAUUUUCCUUACCGACAGCUUGGAUUUUUAUCAUUUCUUGAUUACCUCAGGUCUAUACCAUCUGUAGUUACGUUGGUACCAUUUGGUUCUGAAAAUCCAGAUGUGCUUCCAGUUGCAACGAAAGCAUCCAGUCACAUUGACAAACUAGUUUUAAAGCAACUAAGUAAAGCACCGAAAAAAAGUAGUUCGACAUUUUAUAGCAUACGUGGUGGAUACAAUGGAAGACCUAGAAGAAGACCUCCUUGUGGAAUACCUGAUCACUACAAAUUAAGCCACCAAGAGUCACCAGACGUCUCGUAUUCAGGCACAAUAGAUGAUUAUAAUUUAAUAAGAAGUGAAAAGGACUUUGGUGAUUUUGAGCUAGAUUUCAAUAAUGAAGAUAUUUGGGAGUCUGAGUCUGAAGAAUUAUUGAGUAACUGCACAAUCAAACACAAUUUUGAUUCUACAUUUGAUUCACAAAAACACCAAAUAGAGAGGUAUGAUGAAACACAGCAAGAGCCUGAGAUUUAUUGUAGUAUUAGUGAUGCAAUGAUAAGAAACUUCAAAACCAUUUUAGAGAAACAUCCUCAUGGGAUUGGGGCGACUGAUGUACCUCAAUUGUAUAAGAGUGACAUUAGUUCAGUGUUUGUACCUGAAAAUGUACUGAAACCUAACCAGAUAAUUGGGUUUGAAGAAUUACCCCAACCUAAGAAGGAUCGUGCCGCCAAUGAACCUUUGUUCGAGAUUGAAGUGCGAUUAGGUGAAGUUAUCUCCCCUUCCAUGUUUUUUAUCAUGCUAGAUUCCAAGUACAAUGAUCUUCAAAUCAUGAUGGAUGACUUAGACAAAUUCUAUAAAUUGGAACAAGAUCUCUUCAGAAUACCUUUAUCAGCGAUCACGUUAAAUCUUAUUUGUGCCUGUGAAUAUGAAGGUAGCUGGCACAGAGCCAAAGUAACAGCGUUCAAAUCUAACAACACCAUUGAGAUUGAAUACAUUGAUUAUGGUACUCCAGCAACUGUAAAACAAUCUGAUUUACGAUAUUUACAAAAUGAAUUUGCAAAACUACCAGCACAAGCUAUUUAUGCAAAACUAAUUGGAAUCCAGCCAGUAGAUGGAAAGAAGUGGCCGAAAGAAGUAUGUGCUGAAUUCUUACAUCUUGUAUCGGAUAGAAGGCUGUUUGCUGAAGUAUUCAAUAUAAGCUACAGUGCUUCAAGGGGCCGAAUGCAACUGGAAAUUAUACUCCAUGACACAUUGAGAACAGAUGCUUUUAACUUCAAUGAUUAUUUUGUUCUUGUCAGAAAAUCAGCCAUGUUUGGAUAUGAUGACAACAAGUCAUUUGUACCAAGUGAGAAUACUGACUACGCUGGAACUUCAAGUCAAUGUAGUUAUCCAACAAACAUCCCGAGUUACACUACCACUCCUUUCUCUGGUUACAACACUCAGGCUUCUCACAACAUCUCUAAUCACACUAACAAUCCUUUCUCUGGUUACGACACUCAGGCUUCUCACAACAUCUCUAAUCACACUAACAAUCCUUUCUCUGGUAACAAUACUCAGCCUCCUCACAUGCAAAUCAAUAAUUUUCCUAGUUCUUUUUAUGUAACUCCCCAGAUGUUUGGAGGACAAAAUAUUCCUUAUAUCAAUCAAAAUUCUUUAUAUAAUAUGCUUAAUCCUGCUUUACCUUCCAUUCCUCCUUCUCCAAUUUCCCCUCACUCCUCCUUAAUGUUUCCCUAUGAAGCAAAUAUUUCUCAUAAAAAUGUUAACAUUUCCUCCAAAGAACCAAAUGUUAUUUCUCAACCCCUUGUUAACCCAAUAUUGGAAGGAAAUUACAACAGAUUGAAUAGUGGAAAUAAAAUUCAGUUUGAUUAUUGUGAAAAAUCUCAUAUACCAGUGAAUUUUCCAGGGUCGAACAAUGGUUUACCCUUGCCACAGGCCCUCUCCCAACAAGAGAUGAGCAAUACAUUUUUCCAACCCCUCCCCCAACAAAGGUAUAAUAGUGGCUUGCCCUUGUCACAGACCCUCCCACAACAAGGGUUACACAGUGGUUUGCCUUUAUUACCACUUCUACCCCAACAAGGAUUCACUACUGACCUUGGCCUACCCUUGUCACAACCUCUUACCACCCAACACAAUGUCAACAACUUGUGCCCACCAGUUUCCCACAGCUCGCUGUCCAAACAGAAUGCCAUCACUGUCAGUGCUCAUAAGAAUAGGCCUCAGUCAUCGCCAGUUAUUCUACCAAUUCAGGAUGAAAUCCAUGCCAAAAGACCCCUUACACCUCAAUCUUCAUUAUCAGCAGAAAUUUCAAAUUUUUCCAUAGAUGAUGAUUCUGAAAAGUGUGAUAAUAAAAAUCAAGAAAUUGAACUGAAAGAAAUAAGUGUUAAAUCAUCUUCAUUGGUUGAAGUUGAAAAUUCAUGGAAUGAUAUACAAGGUGUGAACUCUGGAAGAAGUCAUGUACAAGAAAUAAAGGAAAGUUGUGUAAAUAGUGUAACACAAAAUAAAAAGUUGUCAAAGCCAAAUCAAUUUCAUAACCCAGUAAAUCUUGAAGUUUCCAAUGACUUAAAGCAGAAAGAUGUUCAUAGUGCAGAUACCAGCAGUAAAUUAAAAUAUUGUAAAGUAAAAAAAUCAGAACCUUUGAAUUUACUUAGUGAAAAGGCACAUGUAGACAUUGACAAUGAAAAUAUAUCAGGCAGCUGGGAGGAUAUUUUGUCAGAUGACAUCCCAGCCAAAGCUGAUAAUUUCGUUGAAGAUUUUAAAAAGCCACUGGACUUAAUAUUCAGUGAAAAAUGUAAGAUACAACUGAAAUCAACCAUCCAACAUGACAAUUCAAUGUUUAAUAAUAUUGUUGAAAACAAUUUAUUAUUCACAAAACCAAAUAUGACCCCCAUUAACUGGAAGGAUGUGUUUGUUCCGGAUAGUAUCAGUAUAACAAGGUUUAAUAGAAAUAUUAAAAAUGAAAUGUGUUCAAGAAUAGAUAAAGAAAGGAUGAAGAAAAAUCUAGUUCAGAAAAUAGAUAUAGACAACAAGUUCUUCCAUUUGAUACUUGUAAAAAAUAAGCUGGCAAUCAUUUGUAAAGAGUUUUUUCACCAGUAUACAAAUGUAUAUUUUCACGUCAUACACAAAUUAGUGGAAUUAAAGGAAAAACCGUUUCCAUUUGUUAAAAAGACUGAAGAACCAGAGUUAUUUUCUAAGCUUGCACAAGUUGAUUUCUGUGGAGGUAUGGAAAAAGGUGAUAUAUUCAGAUUGAAUAAAAUCAGUAUUGCAUAUUUAUCAGAUGUACCUGAAGUUUUGAGAAUUCUAAAAAUUAAUAAUGAAGUAUUACUAGAGGAAUUAAAGAAAAUAUCCAAACACUUUGGUUGUUAAAUUGUGAUUACUACUUAAUAUUAGAAAUGCAAGAAAAAAUCGAGAGGAAUGAAAAACUUAAGAAAGUGGGUCUUUCCAUAGAAUUAGAAACAUACCCCUUGUUCUUGUAAAUAUGAUUUGUUAUUAUCCUAUAGAUUUGUCAGCUAUAUUCAAUAUUUUAUUACUAAAAUAGUUGUAAUAAUGUAGAUUUCAAUUUGGAUGUAGAUUUCUAAAUUUAUUGUAUUUGUAUUGCAGCAUUUUUUUGUGAUAUUGUAUUGUUUGUCAUUUUGUUUAUCAUGUUACAAUUUAUUGUAUUAUUUAUCA
Molecule: messenger RNA, 3982 nt
Organism: Homalodisca vitripennis (glassy-winged sharpshooter)
Lineage: Eukaryota; Metazoa; Arthropoda; Insecta; Hemiptera; Cicadellidae
Exons: 17
Coding region: 230-3679 (1149 amino acids)
Biological process (GO): spermatogenesis
Source: RefSeq, a predicted model, not a curated record